Messenger RNA from Cebus imitator (Panamanian white-faced capuchin), 910 nucleotides. Its product is annotated as 40S ribosomal protein S23-like. The transcript is spliced from 3 exons. NCBI's taxonomy places the organism in Eukaryota, Metazoa, Chordata, Mammalia, Primates, Cebidae. Gene Ontology annotation, cellular component: ribosome; cytosolic small ribosomal subunit. The record is from RefSeq and is a predicted model, not a curated record. Gene Ontology annotation, biological process: translation. Gene Ontology annotation, molecular function: structural constituent of ribosome.
AUGUCUGAAGCUUUUUCAUCCCCAUCCCCGCUCCUCACCCCCACCCCCAAGGUGGUUUUUCGGGGUGCCGCUCAUAGCUCUGAGCGAGGCAGGUCUUUUUUCUGCGCUAGCACUUGCGUGGAUCUGGAGCUUCCACCAGAAGAGGCUGAGAAAAGGAGAGCAGAAGAGGAUGCAGGAACAAAGGGUCUUUGGGGAAUCCAAAAUGGAUGCUAUCUGUGGACCUGUGGAGUCGGCAAUAGAGGCAAAUGUUGUGGGAUGUCUACCACCUGGAAGCUCAAUAGUUACCGACUGGAUCAGAAGUGGCAUGGUAAAAGGUACAAGAAAGCCCAUUUGGGCACAGCCCUGAAGACCAGCCCUUUUGGAGAUGAUUCUCAUCCAAAGGGAACUGGGCUGGAAAAAGUAGGGGUUGGAGCCUAAUAGCCCAACUCUGCCACUGGGAAGUGUGCCAGGGUCCAGCUGAUCAAGAACAGCAAGGAAAUCACAGCCUUUGUACCUGAUGAUGGUGGCUUGAACUUUAUUGAAAAAAACUAUGAAGUUCUGAUUGCUGGAUUUGGUGGGAAAGAUCCUGCUGUUGGUGAUAUUCCUGGAGUCCACCUUAAAGCUGUUCAAGUAACCAGUGUCUCUCUUUUGGCUCUAUCAAAAGCAAGGAGGAAAGACCAAGAACGUCAGUUUUAAUGGUGAAAACCCGAUAGUAAUAAGUUUUCAUUUGCCAAAAAAAGUUGUUUUUAAAUGUCCUUUCUUUUUUAAAAUUAUAAUAAGGACAGAUGAUAGUUUUCACGGCUAUUUGUUUUAUGAAUUUCCUAACUUGGCAAAAUGAAAGGUUGGCAACCCUAUACUAGUAACCAGCUUUUUUGAUGUUAUUAGAGACAGAAUCUUGCUCUGUUAACUAGGGUGGAGUGUGGUGGCAUGA